Macrobrachium nipponense is the source of this 9666-nucleotide messenger RNA. RefSeq lists its product as uncharacterized. The transcript has a single exon. Bases 1 to 9666 code for a protein of 3221 amino acids. The record is from RefSeq and is a predicted model, not a curated record. NCBI's taxonomy places the organism in Eukaryota, Metazoa, Arthropoda, Malacostraca, Decapoda, Palaemonidae.
AUGCUACAAGUAGAAAGUGAAGAAUCUUCUCCAGUCAUAGAUAGUGUGAAUGAUAGUGUAGAAGCCGAUGAAAGCAGAGAAUGGGCAGAACAGGAUGGAUUGUCAGUUGCUGAAAAUACUGUGGUAGAAGUGGAGUCAAUCAUCGAGGAAAUAUUUUUAGGCUCUGAAGACAAAGAUGUUAUGACUGGAGGAUCUGAUCUUUCUCAGAAUGUUGAAGAAAGCCACAACACGAGAGAAAAUGGAAUAGAUAUAGAGCAGCAAUUGAAGAGUCUUGUAGAGGAUAUGGAUGUUAUGUCAUCUAGUUUUGUCCAAGAAAUUGUAACUAUAGAAAAAGUUGAAGAAAAGAUUUCAAUGGCCACUGAAAGUAGUAUGAUAAGACCAGAAUCUGUUACUGAAUUUGAAGAUGAAUUGAUUUAUGUGUUAGGGGAUGAAACUACACCUGAUGCAGAUAAUUUGGUCAAUAUUUCACCAGCUACUAUUGCAAAAGAGCUUGAGAUGACAACCAGCCCAAAGAAUGCAGAGUCUUUGCCAGAAGUACAUGUGGAAAGUAGUAGAUAUUUUCCCUCUAUGGAGGAUAUAGAAAUAACGGAUAUUGUAACAGAUGUCAUUGUGGAGCCAGUUGAACCUUCAUCAGUUAGUCCUGAUGAAAUCCCUCAAGAAUUGCUUUUAAAACCGUAUGGUGUGAACACUGAUAGUAAUGUGCAAGAAAAUAAUACUAUAAAGGACUUGGAACUAAUAGAAAGUAUUUCAGAAGUCACACUUGUGCAAGAAUUGAAAACCGUUUCAGAAAAUAUUACAAAUGUUGAAAUUGUGCAAGAAGUUAACUUAGAUGAGAUUAAAAUUGUUCCAGAAGCUGCUUUUGGUGAAGGAACUGGCAUUAUGGUAGGGUUACUUGAAGAGGGUAUUGAUGUCAUUGUGCCAACAAAGGGAGUUAAAGUCCAGAAUAUUCCAGAAACACAUGAAGAUAUUGAUUUUGAACAGAGAGCACUAGAAAUUGAAUCUGUUAUUUCUGUUGUUGUAUCAGACUCUGCCACUGAAGAUACUAGCAGCAACUCUUGUGAAGAGUCAUAUGCUUUAGAUGCCAUUUCUGAGGAAGUUAUAAUUGAAAACAUGAACAUUGAAGCAGAGGCUAUUCUUCCAGUAGUUUCUGAGUUUUCUGUUGAAGUUUUAGAAUUAGUUGAAGCUGGUGUGGAUCAAGUUCCAAUUGCAUUCGAAACUGUAGUGGAAGAGAUUGUAGAAUCAACAAAAGAUAUUGAAUUGAUGGUAAUUACACCUGGAACUUCUGUUGAAAAGACUGUGGCAUUGACUGGAAUUCUUGUUGAUGAGGCUCCAGUUAAAGAGAUAGUUGAGUCACCAGGUGAUGUUUUUGCUGAGGAGAUUAGAGAAUCAUUUGAAGCUGUGGAGGAGGAAGAUCUAACAACUAAACUUGAAUCUUCAUGUGAAGAGAUGGUUGAAUUAGCUGUAGCUAUUACUGAUGAAGUUGGAGUUACAGUUGACUCUCCUGUCGAAGAGAAUGUAGAAAUAAAUAGAGCCAUUUCUGAAGAGCUUAGGGAGGAAGAGCUUUCUAUUAAACUUACAUCACCCAUAGAAGCUCAGGUUGAAGAGAUUGUCGAGUCUACUGAAGGUAUUACUGUAGAUAUUAUGGAGCCAAUUGAAACUUUAGUUAAAGAAGGAGAGAUGGCUAACAUUUCUAAAGAUUUUGUUGAUGAGCUUGCAGGGGGGAAAAUGGUAAUAGUUAAGCGGGAAGCUCCAGUUGAAGAGAUUGCUGAUUUAGGUGAGGCUAAUACUGAAGAGGUUGAAGUAGUACCCAAUGCAUCUGCUAAGGACUACAUGGAAUCAGUGGGAGGUGUUUCUGAGACAGUGAUUACACCCAACCUUCAAUUUGAAGAGAUAUUUGAAUCAGUUGAAGAUGAUAUUGGCAAGUUUUCAAUUAUAACUGAAACUUCAACCAAAGAGAAUGCAGAAUCAGUCAGUGCUUUUGUUCAGAAGGAAGAGGUAGAAAUUUACUCUGGCAUAUUUGGUGGAGUAGAAUUUUCCGAAAUCGCUAUUGAAGAGGUUUCAGAAAUCCUGGAAUCAUUUGUUGAAGAGAUUGUGGAAUCUACCAUAGAUUUUAUUGAAGAGACGGGAAUUGUACCAGAAGUUCUUGUUGAUGAGCUAGUGGACUUGACUGGAUCCAAUGUUGAAGAAGUUGGAGCUUUAUAUGAAGAGAUAACCGAACCAUCUGAAUAUGUUAUUGAAGUUGCAAGUACAGCUGAAGCUUCUAUUGAUGAUAAUGUGGAAUCAACUAGAGAUGUUGUCAAGGAAGAGGUAGCAUGUGUCUCAGAGUUCAGUGAGGAAAUUGAAGAGCUUGAAGUUGUGAUUGAUGAAGUUGUAGAAUCAGUCCAAGGUAACACUGAAGAAUCAGAAAUUAUACAUGAAGCUUUUGUUGAUGAGGCUGUAGAGUCGACUAGUUCAGUAGUCAAGAAGGAAGCUGGUUUUAAACAUGGAGAUCCAAUUGAAGAGAUAAGUAUACCAUCUGAAGCUGUUGCUGAAGAUGUUGCAAUUGCAAUAGAAACUCCAGUUGAAGGUACUGUUAAAUCAACUGAAGUUAUUACAGAAAAUAUUUAUGCUGCAACUGAAGCUGCUUCUGUUGUUGAGAUAGAAGAAUUUGUAAUUGAACCUGAACCCUUAGUGGAAGAGGUUGCUGAUUUAGCAAUAAGUGAAAGUUCUGCUGAAGAGAUUGUAAAAGUGAUGGGAGAUGCUGUUAUGGAAAUUUCCAUUGAUUUUGAGACUCAUCAUGGAGGGAUCUUGGAUUCUAUGAAAGAUCUUGCUAUUGAAGCUGAAAAGUCUAAGGAAAUUGAGUCAGCUACGGCUGUUGUAGAGAAAGAUGUUCCAGUUUCCUUUAAGCUUCCUGAAGAAAUUAAGGUACCUAGUGCAGUUAUCGAGGAAGUUUUUGAUGAAGAGAUUCCAAUAUUAUCUGAGGCUUCCAUUGAUGAACCUUUGAAAUUAAAUGUUGCUCCUAUUUUGGAGGAAGCGAGGACAAUUCUACUUGAAGUUCCAGGUGAAGAGAUUGUUGCAUCUACUGAAGAGGUUACCAUUACUGUUGAAACUUCAGCUCUGGAGAUUUUGAAAUCACCCGAGCCUCAGGUUGGAGAGAUUGUUGAAUUCCCUCAAGCUGUUACAGAAGAUAUUGCAGUAACAACUAAAGCUUCUGCUGACGAGGUGGUACUUGUAGCUCAAACAUCUUUUGAGGUAAUUGUAGAACCAACUGGAGCAGUUGUUAAUGAAUUAGUUGAAGUUGAACUUAAAGUUCCAAUUGAAAUUAUUAGUGAAGAGGUUGAAACUUCUGAAGAGGUCAUGGAAUUAACUAAAUCUCUUAUUGAAGACCUUGAAAUCGCUGCUGAAGAUUCUGUUGAUACAUAUUUGGAAUCAACUGAUUCUGCUCUUGAGGAUGGAGAAAGUGUGAUUAAAUCUGAUGUUGUAGUUAAAGAAUUUGUAACACCACCUGAAACUAUUACUGAAGUGGUUGCAACUACAAUUGAAUCCACUGCUGAGGAGAUUGUGGAAUCGGCUCAGGUUGUAUUUGAAGAGGCUGCAGAACCAUCUGAAACCUUUAGCAAAAAGGUUGCAAUGGGACUUGGCAGUUCUACUGAAGAGAUUUUAGGAGGAAUUGAAGCUUUUGGGGAGGAAGAAAAGGGGGUUACACUUGAAACCUUUGUUGGAGAGAUUACUGCAUCAACUGAAAGCAUUAUUGAUGAGCCUGUUAAAUCAACUGCCAUCUUUGGUCAAGUGGAACACUUUGCUUUUGUCUCCAAAAUUGUUGGUGAAGACUUUGUAGAAUUAACAGAAACUGUUAUUGAUGGGUUUGCGGUAGUCCUUGAAACUUUUGGUGAAGAAAGUGUGGAACCAACUAGCUAUGGUUUAGAAGAAUUUGAAAUUACACUUGAAGGUUUUGCACAUGAGCUUCUGGACUCACCCAGUUUUGUUGGUGGGGAUUUAGACAGAGCAAUUAAACCUGAAGCUGAGGUUGAAGAAACUGCCGAAUCAUCUGCAGCAGUUACUAAAGAUUUCACUAUUACAGCUGAAGCAUCUGAAGAGUUACUUGAAUUCACUCAACCUGUUGUUGAGGCAGAAGAGGCUGCAAUUAUGGAGGAAGCUGCAAUUGAGGAGGUUGAUAAACCUUCGGAAGCUGUUACUGAAGAGGUUUUGAUUAUCACCAAUACUUCUGUUGAAGUGUUGGAUGAACUUGAGAUUGCAGGAUCAAGUGAAAGUAUUAAUGAAGAAGUUACAUUUACAGUGGAAACCUCUGCUGAAGUGACCAUGGAAUCAACUAGUAGUAGUGUUGAGGUAGAGUUAGAUAUUACCUCAGAGAUUAUUGAUAACGAACUUGUAGAAAUAACAGAUGCCAUUAUUGAUGAGAUUGCUGUAAUCACUGAAGCUUUUGUUGAAGAGAUCAUGGCAUCAGCAAAUGCUAUUGGAGAGAGUGAAAUUACUACUGAUGCUUUGGUGCAGGCAUUUAUGGAAUCAACAGUCUCUGCUGUUGAGGAUGAAAAGAAUGGAGAUAAACUUGAAGCAGUGGUUGAAGAGAGUGUUGAACCCUCAGUAAUGGUCAUUAGAGAUAUUACAGUUACUACCGAAUCCUUUGCCGAGGAGAAUUUGAAAUCAGCUGGACCUGUGGUUGAAGAGGAAGAAUUUGCAGUUUUAAUGAAUGCCCAUGUUGAAGAGGCUAUUGAACCUGAUGAAACUGUUAGUGAAGAUUUUACAAUUACAGUUGAAGUUUCUGCUAAGGAGACUGAGGAGUCAACUGCAGCUGUUGUUGAGGAGGCUUCAUUUUCAUUGAAUAUUCAAACUGAAAUGGUUGUGGAAGCAUCCGAAAAUGAAGCAAUGACUGAAAUUUCAACUGAAGAAAUUGUGGAAGUUGAAACUUAUGCUAAUUUUGAAUCACCAGAGGGUAUUCUGGGAGAAGUUGAACUUAUAACUGAAAUUUCUGCUGAGGAGGUUGUUGAACUGACUGCAAAGAGUUUUGAUGAAGAGUUUGCUAUUACUUCAGGAAUCACUGAUGAUGAAUUUUUCAAUUUUACUGAAGCUAUUAUUGAUGAAGUUGCAGUUGAAGUUGUUGAGCUGUAUGAAGCUGUCAGUGAUAGAGGUGAAACAUCUGAAAUGUUUGUGGAUGAAGCUGAAAUUACUGCUGAUAAGAAAGAGGCUGUCAUUCUACUUGAUUGUUGUGUUGAAGAAACAACUAAAUUAACUCGAGGCAUUACUGGCGACAUUUCGUUUGGAAUUGAAGCCUUUGCUAAAAAUGCAGUUGAAACACAUGAAAUUGUUGAUGAUGAGGAUGAGAUUAUCACUACAGGUGUUUAUGAAGAAAAUGUAGAAUUAACUGAAUCUGUAAUUGGAGAAGCUGUUGUAACUGCAGAAACCUUCGUUAAAGAUAUUGUUGGAUCAACUGAAUAUGUAACUCAAGAGCUUCAGUUUACUGCUGAAGCUUCUAUUAAUGAACUUAUGGAAUCAGCUGAUUCUGUUAUUGAAGAUGGAGAGACUGCAGUCAAGCUUGAAACUCCAGUGGAAGAGAUUGACAAACCAUUUGAAGCUCUCAUUGAAAAGGAUUCAAUUAUAACCGAAAUGUCUGCCGAAGAAAUUUUGAAAUUGACUCUACCAAUUGUUAAAGGGGAAGGUGUUGCAAUUAAAAUGGAGGAUUCCAUUGAAGUUUCUGCUGUAGAGGUUGUGGAAUCAGCUGGAACUGUUUUUAAGGAACUUUCAAAUACAGUAGAAGCUCCAACUGAAGAGAUUGUUGAACUGUUUGGAACAGCAGGUGAAAAAGUAGGGUUUGCAGUUACAUAUGAUGGCUUUGUUGAAGAGAGAAUUGAAACAAUCGAUGGCAGUGCAGAAAUAUUUGGAUUUUCAACUGAAAUGCCUGCUAAGGAGACUGGAAGCGGUGUCGAGACCAAACAGAUGGGUCUUACCUCUGAAAUUUUUGGCAAGGCAUUUGUUGAAGGAACUGGAGCCAUAAUAGAUAUGUUUACAGAAGUCUUUGAAGAGUUUGUUGAACCAUCUGAAAAUAUAACUGAAAAAGUUCUAAUUAUUCCUGCAACUUCUGUUGGUGAACAUGCUGAACCAACUGGAAAUGUUUCAGAGGAAGAUGAGUUUGUGAUAAAAGAAGAAGUUUCUGUUGAAAUUGCUGAAUUAUUCAAAACUGUCACUGAAGAGGGCACAGUUGAAACUUCUGAGACAAAUUUAAAGGAAUUAGUUGGCACAAGCGUUGAGAAGGUAGAUGAUUUUAUUACCCCAGAAAGUGUUGUUGAGGUUGAGUCAACUGGAGGUAUUCUGGAAGAUUUAGGAAGCCCAUCUAAAGCUGAAGAGGUUGUGAGAUUACCAGUAUCUGUUGUAGAGGAAAAAGAGGUUGCAAUUACCAAUGAUGAUUUUGAUGAAGUUAUAGAGUUAGCUGAAGCUGUUGUUGGUGAAGUUCCAGUUAUCUUUGAAGCCAUUGUCGGAGAUAUGGUGGAAUCAAUUGAAGAUAUUGGAAUUGCACUUGAAGCUUUUGUUAGUGAUUUUGAAUCAGUAGAUAGUAUGGAGGAAGACACUGUUGCCAUUUUAGUUGACACUAAUAUUCAAGAGAUUGUUAAAUCUAAAGAAGUUACAAUUACAACUGAGGCGGCGGUGCAAGAGACUGAAGCUUUGCCAUUAUCAGUAAUUGAAGAAAUUGAAGUUGCCAUAGGAUUCAAAAUGGAAAACAACAUUGAAUCCAAACAAGAAACUAUUUUAGAAGCUGGAAUUGAAUCUGAUGUAGAAGAGGUUGCAGUCAUAUUGGAAAGGGCUUUGAAAAUUGGUGACAGUGCAGUUAGUGUUGCAGAAGAAACUGAAAUCUUAUUGGAUGUGGGUAAUGUUUCUGACUUCAUUGAAGAGGAGACUAAAAUUAUUCCAGGAAAAUUAGUAGGUGAAAUUCCACUUGAUGAUGUGAAGGAGAUGGAGGUAUUAGGAUCUGUUUUGGAAGAAGGUAAACUGGCAUCUCCUGCUGUUUUGGGAGAAGAUUUUGAGUCUUUGGAAAGUAUUGUAAUGAUACCAGAAAUUAUAUUGGAAGAGUCUGAAAUAUUCCCAUAUGCUGUUAAGAAAGAGGGUGAAGUCCUACUAGAACCUCUGUCAGUAGAUGAGGAAAUUACAUCUGACACAGAUGAGGAAGAGUUUGACGGUGACAUUGCUAAGGAAGUUGUAAGAGAGAUUAAGGUUGCACCAGAAUAUAGUAUACAAGACAGUGAAAUUGUAGACAUCGUUGUGAAAGAGGUCGAGACCACUCAAACUCUCCUGGGAGAUAGUGAAAUUGCACUUGAUGUUGUAAAAGAGAUUGAAAGUCCACCAGAAGCUAGUCUGGGAGACAGUGACAUUGUUUUUGCUGUUGUGAAAGAGAUUGGAGUCACUUUGAAACCUGAGUUGAAAGAAAGGGAAAUUGUUCUUUCUGCUGUAGAGGAGGUAGAUUCCAUUUUUGAUGACAGUGAUAGAUUAUUUGAUACUGCUGUGCAGGAAAGUGUCACACCUGAAAUUGUUUUGGAAGCAGCUGCAACUAAAGAGAUGGAAAUGAUAGCUGAAGCUGUAUUUAUAGGUAGUGAAGUCGCAUCGGAAGGAAUGGAAGUAACACAAGAAUACCUUUGGGAGGAUAAUGAAUCUGUUCCUGCUAUGGAUGACAGUAUGCAGAUGGAACCAUUUAGUAUUCUAGACAAUGUAGAAAGUGCAUUUACAUCCAUAAUAGAAGAGACUGAAAAAACUACAGGUGCUGAUAUGGAAGAUGUUAACUUUGCUGCUGUACUGGAAGAUAGAAUGACACCAGUUGUUUUUGUUGAAGAAGAGAGGACCAUCAUCUCAGUUCUGGAAGAUGAAAUUACACAAGAUGUAUGGGAAGAUAACCAGAUUACACUUAACUCUGUUGUGGACAAGAUUGAAAAGAUACUGGAUUACUUUUCUUCUGAGAUAGAAAUCAUACCUGCAUCUGUACUGGAAGAUAGUGAUUGUGUUUUAUGUGCUGAUUCGGAAGAGAGUGAACUUGAACUUGCACCUGAUGCAAUUUUGAAAGAUGGAGAAAUUAGUGUUGUUUUGGAGGAAGCUGACAUUACACCUAAAGUUGUUCUGGAAGACUUUGAAAAUCUGAUUAGCAAAGAUUUUGGAGACAUUGAAAUCUCACCUGAAGCUGCCAUAGAUGCCGAAAUUGCUUUGAGCCCAGUAGAAGAGACUGGUGUAAUCCUAGAAGCCCUUGUGGAUAGUGAUGAAAUUGCCUUUGAUAUCGAAGAAGAAAUUGAAAUUACACCUGAGGCACUUUUGGAAGAUGAAAUUGCUUCUAGUGUUGUUGAAGAAGUGGGUGAAAUGAAACCAAAAAGUCGUUUGGAAGAGGAAGAAUAUGUGAUAGGUGUUGCAGAAAAGAUUGAUAUGGUUAGUGUGCCUGAAAUUAUAUUAAGUGAUGACUUUGUUUCUGAUACAUUGUGGCAAGCUAUUGGAGUCGAAUCCAUUUUGGAAAUUCAUGACACAGAAUCUGAUGAUGGAGAACAGAUUAAAAUUACUCCUGAAGCAAUUUUGGCGGAUGAAAAAAACACUGCUGCUGCCGAAGAGACCGAGGUUACACCAGAAGCCAUUUUGGAAGGUGGUGAAAUUGCUUCUGAUGUCGUGGAGGAAAUUAGAAUUGUACCAGAACGUGUUGUGGAACUUGGUGAACUGGCUGCUAGUAUUGUUUUUGAGAAGAUUGACAUUUUACCCAGUUCUGUUUUGGAAACUGCAGAAGAUAUUUUGUAUACUUUUGACGGGGAAAUUAGAAUCACACCUCAAGAUCUUUUAGAAGAAAGUGACAGUGCUGCAGAGGCCAUUUUGAAAGAUACUGUAAUUUCAUAUUCAGCUGCCUCAGGAGCUGUUAAAAUACCUGUUGGAACUGUUACAGAAAAGAUUGAUAUAACAGAAGUUGUUGAGGUACCUAUUGGAACAGUUACAGAUGAGACAGAUAAAACACCAGAAGCUGUGUUGUGUGUUGAAACUGUUACAGAAGAGAGUGAUAUAACAACAGAAAUUGAGUUACCUGUUGGAAUUGUUUCAGAAGAGAUUGAUGUAACACCAGUAGCUGAUGAAUUACCUGUUGUUAUAGUUACAGAGGAGAUUGAAAUAACAGCAGAAUUUGUUGAGAUACAUAUUGGAACUGUUACAAAAGAUUUUGAUAUCACACCAGAAGCUACCGAAUUACGCGCUAGAACUGUUACAGAAGAGACUGAUAUAACAUCAGAAUCUGCAGAAUUACCUAUUGGAACUGUUCCUGAAGAUAUUGAUAUAACAACAGAAGCUGUUGAGGUACUUGUUGGAACAGCAUCAGAAGAGAUGGCUAUAACAUCGGAAGUUGUUGAGGUACUUUUCGGAACUGUAACAGAAGAGAUAGAUAUAACACCAGAAGCUGCUGACAUACCUGUUGGGUCCAUUCCAGAAGAAAUUUAUUUAACACCAGUAACUGACGAGUUACCUGUUGGAACUGCUACAGAAGAGAUUGAUUUAACAUCAGAAGUUUUUGAGGUACCUGUUGGUACUGCUAUAGAAAAGAGAGAUACGACACCAAAAGCUGCUGAGUUACUCGUUGAAACUGUUACAGAAGAGAUUGAUAUAACAGAAGUUGAGGUACUUGUUGAAACUGUUGCAAAUGAGAUUGAUAUAACACCAGGAGUUUGUUGA